AUGAGUUUGGAAAGCAAGGAUGCCAUUUUCUCACUGUGCAAGAACUGCAAACCGGACUGGAGGUUAGCAAGUGCUGAGUACAAUGACAGCGACACGCAUUUACAGAUCCUGGGCAAACCGGUGAUUGAGCGCUGGGAGACUCCAUGUAUACACGCCCUGGCUACUGUUGCAGCCUCAAAAGGAAGACGUGUUCUGGUAAUUGGAUUUGGAUGGCAAUUUCAGCCACCAAGAUAGAGUAAACAUUGAAAAGACUGGAUCAUUGAAUGUAAUGAAGGUGCGUUUAAAAGAUUACAGGAAUGGGCUAAGGAUCAAACCCACAAGGUUAUUCUUCUCAAGGGGCUCCGUGAGGAUGUAGUCUCCACAUUACCAGACUCACAUUUUGAUGGGAUUCUUUAUACUUACCCAUUGUCAGAAGAAACUUGGCAUACACACCAGUUUGCUUUUAUAAAGGGUCUUGCCUGGCGUCUGCUGAAACCUGGUGGCAUUCUUACAUAUUGCAACUUAACCUCGUGGGGCGAACUGUUGAAGGGAAAGUAUAUUGACAUUGGAAAGUCAUUCCAGGAAAUACAAGUGCCUCAUUUGGUGGAGGCUGGUUUCAAGGAGAACAUUCAGACCAGUGUGAUGGAUACCCCAGCCCCCACCACCACCAAAGACUGCCGAUUCUACACUUUUCAUAAGAUGAUCACACCAACAAUAACUAAACAGUAA
This is a messenger RNA of Rhincodon typus (whale shark), 708 nucleotides long. Its product is annotated as guanidinoacetate N-methyltransferase-like. Gene Ontology annotation, cellular component: nucleus; cytoplasm. The transcript is spliced from 6 exons. The record is from RefSeq and is a predicted model, not a curated record. Gene Ontology annotation, biological process: creatine biosynthetic process. NCBI's taxonomy places the organism in Eukaryota, Metazoa, Chordata, Chondrichthyes, Orectolobiformes, Rhincodontidae. Gene Ontology annotation, molecular function: guanidinoacetate N-methyltransferase activity.